Molecule: messenger RNA, 2334 nt
Organism: Debaryomyces fabryi
Lineage: Eukaryota; Fungi; Ascomycota; Pichiomycetes; Serinales; Debaryomycetaceae
Gene: DOA1
Product: Doa1p
Exons: 1
Coding region: 1-2334 (777 amino acids)
Biological process (GO): proteasome-mediated ubiquitin-dependent protein catabolic process; ubiquitin recycling
Cellular component (GO): nucleus; cytoplasm
Molecular function (GO): ubiquitin binding
Source: RefSeq, a predicted model, not a curated record
AUGGAUAAAUUCAAGUUGAGUUGUACCUUGAACGGUCACGAACAAGACGUAAGAAGUGUUAUUUCACCUUCAGAUGAUACGGUUAUUUCAGGGCUGAGAGAUGGUACGGUGAGAGUUUGGCAUGCAGAUGAAGCAAAAGGAUGGUCAACACCAGAUAUUACAGGGUUAUUGGCAUUCAAUUCACCAGAUAAUUCGUUUGUUAACAGUGUGACAUACGUUGAUAAUGGAGAUCAGCCACUUGUGGCUUCAGGAGGUAAGGAUUGCAUUAUAUAUUUGAGUGAUCUCAAGCCGGACGUAAAUGUGACAGGAGCUAUGCCGGAAGAAUACGUGAAGUAUCAAUUGGUUGGACACGAGAGUAAUGUGUGUUCCUUGCACCACCAGGGACAGUACUUGAUCUCGGGAUCGUGGGAUGCGACGUCGAAAGUAUGGGAUCUUGAGUCGAUGUCCGUGAAAUUCAAUUUGACGGGCCAUGAAUCAUCUGUUUGGGAUGCCAAAGUUGUCGAUGCAACAAACAAUGUAUUUUUGACUUGUUCGGCGGAUAGGACCAUACGUAAAUGGCUUGGAGAUCGGGAAAUUUGGAGUAUUCCUGGUCAUGGGGAUGUUAUCAGAAAAUUGCUUAUAUUGCCAGGGGGAAAGCAGUUUGCUUCUUGCUCUAAUGACUGUACGAUUAAAAUUUGGGAUUUGGAGACUGGUAGGGCCUUGCAAACGUUGACAGGACAUGACUCGUUUGUUUAUGAUCUUGGUAUAUUGCCUAAUGGUGACAUUGUUUCUUCUGCGGAAGACAGAACCGUUCGUGUUUGGAGAGAUGGCAAAGUGAUACAGGCAAUUACGUUGCCAUGUAUUUCUGUUUGGUGUUUAGGAGUUUUACCAAAUGGCGAUUUUGUUGCAGGUGGCUCAGAUAAUAAAUUAAGAAUCUUUUCAAGAGAUUCUUCCAGGAUAGCUCCUCCUGAAGAAUUGAAAGAGUUUGCAGAGGCAGUUCAACAAUCAAGUAUUGCGGAACAAUCUGUAGAUGACUUGAAGAAGACAGAUAUUCCUGGAUAUGAUGCAUUGCUCCAACCAGGAAAACAAGAGGGUUCUACCAUAAUGGUCAAAAACCCAAACGGAACUAUCGAAGCUCACCAGUGGUCUGGCGGUGAAUGGGUUAAAAUCGGUGAUGUUGUUGGAUCUGCAGGAAAUUCAGGUGGCAAACAAGAGUUUGGUGGUAAGCAAUGGGAUUACGUCUUCGAUGUAGAUAUUGAAGAAGGGGCUCCUCCAUUGAAAUUGCCUUAUAAUACCAAUGAGAAUGCUUAUGCUGCAGCCGAAAGAUUUUUAUCUGUGAAUGAAUUACCUUCGACCUAUACAGAAGAAGUUGUCAGAUUUAUUAUGAAGAAUACAGGUGGAGUUGAAUUGGGCCAGCUGACUAGCGCUAGUGAUAAUCCAUACGCGGAUAAACAUCCAACACCUCCAGCUGCUCAAGUAACUGCAAACUUGACGGUCAUUCCCCAAAAACAAUAUAUUUUCUUCAAGGACUUCAAAAGCGAUCAAUUGGUUAAGGGUUUAACGAAAUUCAACGAAGAGCAAACAGCAGAGAAUAAGUUCUCAAGCGAAGAAAUAUCACAAGUUACGUCAAAUUUAAGCGUAUUAAACUCCAAGGAAGCAUUGGAAUUAAUUACCAUUUAUCUUCCAAAAAUUUUCAAUAAAUGGUCCGAGAAAUCACGUCUUAUUGGAUAUGAUAUAUUGAGAAUUAGUAUUCCUCGUGUCACAACAGCUGAUUUGUUAAGGUCUACAGAUGCAGCAGAAAUAAUUUUGAAUGCUGUGAACUCUGGAUUAAAAAUUGUAAAUGGUUCCAACUUACCUCUUUUUAUGAUGCUUUUGAAGGUUCUCAAUAAUCUAGUAAACAACACCUUAUUCAUUCAGUUAUAUAUAACGACAAACGAUAAUGGCCUUGUUUUCUAUAAUGAAUUCUUUGAAGAAAUGUUGGUCAGAUUGACUAAAUUGAUCACUUCUGUUUCGAAAGAUUCUGCUGCUUUACAGAGUAAGCAUUUCAGCACCACUGUUACUACCUUGGCUACAUUUGUAUACAACUUGUCUGUAUACCAACUGCAGAAUACUUCAUUAAAGUCGAACCCAGCUAGUGCAAAACCAAUAUUAGAUUUUGCCACUCAAGUUGGAGAAAUAUUGGUGGAAUCAAGUUCUGAAGCUGCCUAUAGACUAGUAAUUGGAUACGGUAAUUACAAAUACGCCAAAGCAGCUGUUGCCUCUCCAAAAUGGCUUGCAACUGUUAAAGAGCUCUAUGUUACUAAGCACCCCGAACAAAGAUUCGCUGACUUAGCAAGCGAUAUACAAAAGUUAUAA